AGACACACACAGAGACUGUCAGUGCCAGGAUUAGGGAGACAGUGACUCAUUUAUUCCUUGGGAGCAAGAGAGGGAAUAAGACAGAGAGAGACAGAGCCAGGGCCAGGCUGGCAAUAAGAUCCCACCAUUUGCCCCUACACGUGGCAACUAGGAAGAAGCAGUAGUUGCCCCAGUUGAAUCUCGUCUGAAUUGCCCCAGGCAGGACCAGGAUCCCAGAGAAUCUCAUCACUUUCAAUUAUUCCAUCUGAGGGACAGACAGAAUGACACCAAGGAACUUGCUGCGGACAUUUGUCCCAUUGCUCCUGCUUGUCCUCAGCUCGGCCGCCUCUCAGGGAGAAUGCCCAGAGGGACGUGCCUACAGCCAAGAUCUGGGGAAGUGCAUGGAAUGCAGCGUGUGCAAGAACUCCGAAAAGAGCGACUUCUGCCAGAACUGUCCCUCGAAAACUGAACAGCCUGAUUUCCCUUGGAUUUGGGUCAUUGGAUUUUCAGCCGGAGGGGUGUUUUUUAUAAUCGUAAUCCUGAGCCUCACCGUGUAUCUGACUCACUGCCGCAGGAAAAGCAAGUUCACUACUCCCAUAGAGGAGACCGGAAGCCAUUCUGCAGAAGCUCUGCUCAUACACUGAACACUGAGAGGUCACAGCUAUAGGACCCUCCUGUCUCCCUUGAAUCCAGAAGAAGCUGCUAUCCGGACAUGAUGUAUAUAAUAUUUGUAUAGAGGAGACGUGUACAAAUUCCAUAUACAUAUAUAUAUUUACUGUAUGUGUAUAUAGUAUAUAUGUGUGUAUAGAGCUGUGCUGGGCACAGGGACCACUGUCAGUAUUUGUACCAGAGAGAUGGAAGAUGUGCUGCUGAGCCGUAUGUCUCAUCCCCUCUGCAGUUAAACCCCCAAUUUCCCCACCCCCACUGCAGACAAGACCCCCACCUUCCCAUGGAAAGGAUCUAUUGCCUGGCAGCACUGGGGGCACAAUUGCCAUGUGGUCACGUAAUGUGACAGUUUCACCCUGAAACAGAACCACAAUCAAAGCGGUUAGAACAUUUCAGCAAGUGCCUUAACCCUGCCCACAGGAAUAAACAUGGGAGGUUUUUAGCAA
Xenopus laevis (African clawed frog) is the source of this 1091-nucleotide messenger RNA. It is a transcript of the gene tnfrsf12a.L, whose product is annotated as tumor necrosis factor receptor superfamily member 12A L homeolog. Gene Ontology annotation, cellular component: plasma membrane. The record is from RefSeq and is marked validated. Lineage: Eukaryota; Metazoa; Chordata; Amphibia; Anura; Pipidae. Gene Ontology annotation, biological process: positive regulation of apoptotic process; positive regulation of extrinsic apoptotic signaling pathway.